UGUUGACUAGUUGUUUACAGUUGACAAAUCCGUGGUUGAGGUUUUCUUUUCAAUGAAAAAGUAUUUGAGUGUAAUUAGCUAUAUCACGAAUUUGAGACUGCCACUAACAGUUUAUUUUAUAUGACAUUUACUGUUAAAUUAACCUUAACAAGCUUAUAUUUCCGUUUCCUGUCGGCAGUCAGUUUCGAGGAGUUCGUGCUAUUGACGUUAACACGCACUGAAACAUGGCUGGGAGACGAGUUGCACUGAAGACCAUAGACUGGGUGGCUUUUGCAGAGAGGGUGCCCCCCAACCAGAGGACCAUGUUUAAUAACCUGAAGACACGAAGUGAUGCUGUUGCUGCAAAGCUCACCUCUCUGCCAGAGAAACCCACUGCAAUCGACUGGAGCUACUACAGAUCUGCUGUGAAUAAAGCAGGCAUGGUGGAGGAAUUUGAGAAGAAGUUCAGCGGCCUGAAGGUUCCUGAGCCUGUAGACACUCAGACAGCUCUUAUCAAUGCACAGGAGGCAGAAGCGAACACAACAGCUGCUGCCUACAUUGAAGCAUCCAAAGGUCGUAUUGCCCAGUAUGAGAAAGAGCUGGACAAAUUCCGGAACAUGAUUCCCUUCGACCAGAUGACCAUCGAAGACCUGAACGACACUUUCCCAGAAACAAAGCUGGACAAAGAGAAACAUCCUUACUGGCCACACAAACCCAUUGCUGAACUGUAAACAUAUCUGCUCUGACCAUAUUCUAUAUAUAAUGUAUCUUCUGCUGAGGAAGACCUGUACAGUAUGUGUAUUAAAUUCUUGUUUCAUCCAUUCAGGAGUCUAGU
Messenger RNA from Etheostoma spectabile (orangethroat darter), 814 nucleotides. RefSeq names its product ATP synthase peripheral stalk subunit d (gene atp5pd). The transcript has 6 exons. Gene Ontology annotation, molecular function: proton transmembrane transporter activity. Gene Ontology annotation, biological process: proton motive force-driven ATP synthesis. The coding region runs from base 225 to 710 and encodes 161 amino acids. The record is from RefSeq and is a predicted model, not a curated record. Lineage: Eukaryota; Metazoa; Chordata; Actinopteri; Perciformes; Percidae.